Manis javanica (Malayan pangolin) is the source of this 2150-nucleotide messenger RNA. The record is from RefSeq and is a predicted model, not a curated record. NCBI's taxonomy places the organism in Eukaryota, Metazoa, Chordata, Mammalia, Pholidota, Manidae.
CAGAGGUAAGUGGGGCAGGGAAGAGGGGAACAGAAGACAGGGUCCAGGGCAGGCUACGGAGAUGCUUGAAGAAAAAUGCUGCUGUUACUGCUACUUGUGGGGGCUGCCGCAAGCAGAUGUCUACACGAUGAGACACAAAAGUCUGUGAGCCUUCUCACACCCCACUUCUCCCAACUUCCCCCAAACUUCCGCUCUUCCUCCCUCACCCUCCCUGGCCCUCAUUAUCCUCAACCCCUGCGAAUCCAAACCUGCUAUAUUGGAGAUCCUGUAUCACAUGGACUUUGGGAUUCUGAACUCCAGGGAGACAGGAUGAGAGGAGGACCCCGGGCCCUGGCCGCAGUGAGAGAGGCUGCUCAGCGACUGCACGGUGUCCUAGCAGUCCCUCCCGUGCAAGGACCCCUGCUUCUGAGUCGAGACCCUGCACAGUACUGCCAUGCUGUCUGGGGAGACCCGGACACCCCAAACUACCACAGGUGCAGCCUUUUGAACCCAAGGUACAAAGGAGAGAGUUGCCUGGGGGCAAAGAUCCCUGAUGCCCAUCUCCAUGGUUAUGCCUUGUGGCCAGAGCAGGGUCCCCCACAACUGGUCCAGCCAGAUGGGCCUGGGGUCCCAAACACCGAUUUUCUUCUAUACGUGCGGGUUGCUCACACUUCCAAGUGCCACGGACAGGCCACACUACAUGAACUGCUCCAUGUUCUGGGUUUCUCUGCACAGCUUUUCAAGAAGUGGCGGGAUUGCCCCUCAGGACCCAGAGCUAGAGAGAACUGUUCUACAAGGCCACAAGUGACAAGGCGAGACGAGGGGGGACAGCUGCUUCUCACCACCCCAACUGUUAGCCAUAGGCUGGCCCAACACUUGGGAGUGCUAGGGGGCUCACUUGGCGUCCCCUUGGAAGAAGAGGGCCCUCUGUCUUCACAUUGGGAGGCCCGACUGCUACAGGGUUCUAUAAUGACUGCCACCUUCAAUGGUGCCCAGCGCACUCAACUUGAUCCAAUCACUCUUGCUGCCUUCAAAGAUUCAGGAUGGUACCAAGUCAACCACAGAGCGGCCGAGGAGCUGUUGUGGGGCCAGGGAUCUGGCCUGGAAUUUGGCCUGGUUUCCACAUGUGGGACUGGCUCCUCAGACUUCUUCUGUACAGGCAGAGGCCUGGGCUGCCACUAUCUGCACUUGGACAAGGGAAGCUGCUCCUCAGACCCCAUGCUGGAAGGAUGCCGCAUGUAUAAGCCCUUGGCUAACAGGAGUGAAUGCUGGAAGAAGGAAAACGGAUUCCCACCUGGGGCAGAGAACCCCCAUGGGGAGAUCUACCAUUCCCAGAGUCGUUGCUUCCUUGCCAACCUCACUUCACAACUGCUUCCUGGGGACAAGACCAGGCAUCCCUCUCAGAUCCCACACCUGAAGGAAUCAGAGCUCACUGGCCGCUGCUACUUGCAUCAGUGUACAGACAGGGGAACAUACAAGGUGCAGGUGGAGGGGUCCCCCUGGGCUCCCUGCCCUCCAGGAAAGGCUAUUCAGAUACCUGGGUACCGUGGUCUCCUCCUCUGUCCUCGGGGUCGGCUGUGUCAGACUAAUGAAAGUACCAAUGCUGUCACUUCCCCACCUGUGAGUCUUUCAACACAACACCUAUUAUUCGAGCUGUCUUUAGGAUUAGCUGGGCCUCCAAGCCACUACCUGGGGAAGGAAGAGCGAGACGAGCUGGCAGAAGCGGUACUGCAGGCUCUGGUGAACAGAGGAGGCACUGGCAGGUGCUAUUUCCAAGGUGCCUCGAUUACCACUAGUCUGGUGUUCACUGUGCAUAUGUGGAAGUCCCCUGGCUGCCAAGGGCCUUCGGUUAGUAUGCUGAAAAGGGCCCUGACCCUGACUCUCCAGAAGAAGCCCCUAGAAGUAUAUUAUGGAGGAGCCAGCUUUACCACAGAAUAUAUCAAGUUGCCAGUUACCUUGGACCAUAAUCCCUCCAUGACCCACACAGGUGUGUCCAUGGGGCUCUGCCUAAUGCUACUUAUCUUGCUGGGUGCACUGGGAAUAGUGGUCUACCAGAAACAAGCUGCUCUUCGGGUGGGACCAUCUGCCCCUUACCCUUCACCAGAGCUCCAAGGGACAAGGGCCCAGUCGGAGGAAUAAGGGAGGUGUGAUGUCACCCAGAGUAUGAUGGG